Glycine soja is the source of this 1047-nucleotide messenger RNA. RefSeq names its product transport and Golgi organization 2 homolog. The record is from RefSeq and is a predicted model, not a curated record. The coding region runs from base 94 to 906 and encodes 270 amino acids. The transcript is spliced from 5 exons. NCBI's taxonomy places the organism in Eukaryota, Viridiplantae, Streptophyta, Magnoliopsida, Fabales, Fabaceae.
GCUGCUUAUAGUGGAUAGAAAAUUAGAAAGUGCUCCCCAGAUUGUUCUAUUUUGGCUUUUAUAAAGAAUUGUUUAGAUCCUUUGAAUUGAAGAAUGUGUAUAGCUUUGUUUCUUUGGCAAGCCCACCCACUCUACCCUUUCCUUCUUUUGAACAACAGAGAUGAAUAUCACAACAGGCCUACGAAGCCAGUGUCAUGGUGGGAAGAUAUUGAUAUAGUUGGAGGAAGAGAUGAGAUUGCUGGAGGAACAUGGUUGGCUUGUUCAAGAGAAGGAAGAGUUGCUUUUCUGACCAAUGUUUUGGAGCUUCGUUCCCUUCCUGAGGCUAAAAGCAGAGGAGACCUACCUGUCUCAUUUCUUAAGAGUGGAAAGCAUCCGAAAGAAUUUGCAGAAAGUCUAAAAAUGGAAGCUCAUUAUUACAAUGGGUUCAACUUGAUUGUGGCCGAUAUUCCGUCGAAAUGCAUGGUUUACAUCUCCAACAGUCCCAAAGGACAACCAAUUACCAUUAAAGAGGUCUCUCCUGGCCUCCAUGUUCUUUCAAACGCCAAGCUGGACUCUAAGUGGCAUAAGGCACAGCGUCUUGAAGUGGGUUUUAAAGAACAACUUGCCAAAUAUGGGGAAGGCGAAAUACCUGUGAAGGAGGUAGUUCACAAGCUAAUGAAGGACAAAACUAAAGCCGAUAACAGUCAUCUACCUCAUAUAUGCUCUCUCGAUUGGGAAUUCAAUUUGAGUUCCAUAUUUGUUGAAGUAGAAACUCCACUGGGUCUAUAUGGCACUAGGAGUAGUGCUGCUUUAAUUGUAACAUCAAGUGAGGAAGUGAGUUUCUUUGAGGCAUAUCUUGAUGAGGGCAUGUGGAAGGAGCAUCUUAUUGAUUUCCAUAUUCAGAAGAUGACAAAAGGGCAUACAUAAUACUCCAAUUGGUGGAUAUAUCAAUGAAAUCAAUUAAAUAAAAUUAACAAUGAUGCUUUUAUGGGAAAUUAUUAUUUAUUAUUAAGAUUUAUGUGAUGGACAUCUCAUAUAUUGGACUACAAAGUGAAAAAUUAGACACAA